This is a messenger RNA of Musa acuminata subsp. malaccensis (wild Malaysian banana), 3289 nucleotides long. Its product is annotated as monosaccharide-sensing protein 2. Gene Ontology annotation, cellular component: membrane. Gene Ontology annotation, biological process: transmembrane transport. The record is from RefSeq and is a predicted model, not a curated record. Gene Ontology annotation, molecular function: transmembrane transporter activity. NCBI's taxonomy places the organism in Eukaryota, Viridiplantae, Streptophyta, Magnoliopsida, Zingiberales, Musaceae.
GAGUGCCUCCACCGUCUUCUUCGACCGCCAAAUCUCUCUCGUUUUGCUGUCCAUCUCUUUUUCCCACUUACGCCAUGUUGGUCUGAAGGAUCUGCUUCCUUCUUCUUUCCCCUUGUUAAGGGUUCGAAAGAGUACCUAAAGCCAGGCGUGGCAGGCCUUCCUCACAAUCAUUAUUAGCUGGAGUCGAGGAGCCGAAGGAAUCCAAUUCUGACAGAUUGGUGCCGGCUGUCGCUGGAAGAGGCAGUCGUUCUCCCUUUCUGAUCGUUCCUUUCAUUUUCGGCUCUUCCGAACAGGCAGAUAGGCCGACGAGAUCUUCCCACUGCCAUUUGGAGUUUCUGGAGUCCGGAAUCUCCUAGUCGUCAGAGACGGAGGCAUCUGCCGUUCGCAGCUCGAAGAUCCGAUCUUGGAGUGUUUUCUUGGGCUUGUAGGGUCGGUUUCACUGUUUUCUGGCGGAAAGUUGAGAUCUUGGCGGGUUUCUCCGCGGAACAAUCCCCAAGAGGCCACUGCAUUGGCCUUUUUUGAAUUCUUUAUCCCUGAAUACUUCCACAGAUCUCAGUCUGCAGAGAGAUAGGCUUCCAAUUCCAAGAUAGAAGAGGAGGCAGUGCGUCUGGUGAAAACUCCCAAGUGUCGGGUUGUGAGGAGGGGGUUCCCGAGGAGCCAUCGUCCUUUCCUCCUCCCGAUCUGGUGCCACUCCUGGGGGCUCACUCGUGGAAGUGGCUUGUCGUGGCCACCGUCUUUUCCAUCUUUGAAUCUUUGGCCCAUCCAUCAACAGAUCUUGGUUUGUCUUCCAAGGCUCCCUAAUUUUUUUUAAGAGGUGCUAGUCGUGUAUAAGAAGAUGCAGGGUGCUGCUCUUGUCGCCAUAGUUGCCUCAAUCGGUAACUUGUUGCAGGGGUGGGAUAAUGCCACCAUUGCAGGUGCUGUUCUGUACAUUAAGAAGGAAUUUAAAUUGGAAUCUGAGCCUACCAUAGAAGGACUAAUAGUUGCUAUGUCACUUAUUGGGGCUACUAUUAUCACAACAUUCUCUGGAGCAGUAUCAGACUGGGUUGGCAGGCGUCCCAUGCUAAUCAUCUCAUCAGUUCUCUAUUUUCUUAGUGGUCUAGUGAUGCUGUGGUCGCCAAAUGUCUAUGUCCUACUCUUGGCAAGGCUUAUUGAUGGAUUUGGGAUUGGUUUGGCUGUCACACUUGUUCCUGUAUAUAUCUCUGAGACAGCUCCAUCAGAGAUAAGGGGAUUAUUGAAUACUCUCCCACAGUUCAGUGGCUCUGGAGGAAUGUUCCUAUCGUAUUGUAUGGUUUUUGGGAUGUCACUAAUGGACAACCCUCACUGGAGAGUGAUGCUGGGUGUUCUCUCUAUUCCAUCCCUCCUUUAUUUUGCAUUGACGGUUUUCUUUCUGCCAGAGUCUCCAAGGUGGCUGGUAAGCAAGGGAAGAAUGGUAGAGGCUAAACGGGUUUUGCAGAGAUUGCGUGGAAGGGAAGAUGUCUCAGGAGAAUUGGCUCUUCUUGUUGAGGGUUUAGGGGUAGGCGGUGAGACUUCCAUUGAAGAGUACAUAAUUGGUCCGGCUAAUGAGCUUGCUGAUGACCAGGGUGCAAUUGCUGAUAAGGAGCAUAUCACAUUGUAUGGUCCUGAAGAAGGCCUUUCAUGGGUUGCUCGGCCUGUAAAGGGACAAAGUUCCCUUGCUCUUGUAUCUCGCCAUGGUAGCAUGCAAAAACAGCAAAGUGUGCUGCUGAUGGAUCCUGUGGUUACCUUAUUUGGGAGUGUCCAUGAGAAGCUACCUGAGAUGGGAAGCAUGCAAAGCACACUGUUCCCCAAUUUUGGAAGCAUGUUUAGUGUGGCAGAUCAGCAACACAAAACUGAGCAGUGGGAUGAGGAGAGUCUUCAACAGGAGGGUGAUGGUUAUGCAUCUGAUGCUGGUGGAGGCGAUUCUGAUGACAAUUUGCAUAGUCCUUUGCUUUCUCGCCAAACAACAGGCAUGGAAGUGAAGGAUAUUGCUCCACGGCAUGGAAGUGGUAUGAGCAUGAGGAGAAAUAGCAGUCUCCUGCAGAAUGGAGGAGAGGCAGUUAGUAGUAUGGGUAUUGGUGGGGGAUGGCAACUGGCAUGGAAAUGGUCUGAGAGAAAAGAUGCAGAUGGGAAAAAGGAAGGUGGGUUCAAAAGAAUCUAUCUACACCAAGAGGGUGUUCCUGGGUCAAGGAAGGGUUCCCUUGUUUCCCUCCCAGGAGUUGAAAUUCCUGAAGAUAGCGAGUUUGUUCAAGCUGCUGCUUUGGUAAGCCAACCUGCUCUUUUCUCUAAGGAACUUAUGGAUAAGCACGCAGUGGGGCCAGCCAUGGUUCAUCCAUCAGAAGCAGCUGCUAAAGGACCAAAGUGGGCAGAUCUUUUUGAACCAGGUGUUAAACAUGCUUUACUAGUUGGAGUUGGGAUCCAAAUACUUCAGCAGUUUGCUGGCAUAAACGGGGUUCUCUACUACACCCCUCAGAUACUAGAGCAAGCUGGUGUUGAAGUUUUACUGGCAAAUAUUGGUAUUGGUGCGGCUUCAGCAUCUAUCCUCAUUAGUGCUCUUACAACCUUGUUGAUGCUUCCUAGUAUUGGUGUUGCCAUGCGGCUUAUGGAUAUCUCCGGAAGAAGGUUUCUUUUGUUGUCCACAAUCCCUGUCUUGAUAGCUUCACUGGUUGUCUUGGUUGUGGCCAACCUUGUGGACAUGGGCACAGUAGUUCAUGCUGUGCUUUCCACUGUAAGUGUUGUUGUCUACUUCUGCUGCUUCGUCAUGGGAUUCGGCCCAAUCCCUAAUAUCCUUUGCGCGGAGAUCUUUCCAACACGAGUCCGUGGCGUGUGCAUUGCCAUCUGUGCCCUCACCUUCUGGUUCGGAGACAUCAUCGUCACAUACACACUUCCUGUUUUGUUGAAUAUGAUCGGCCUUGCUGGUGUCUUUGGAAUAUAUGCGGUCGUGUGCACCUUAGCUUUGGUAUUUGUGUUCUUGAAAGUUCCUGAAACAAAGGGCAUGCCUCUUGAGGUCAUCACAGAAUUCUUUGCUGUCGGCGCAAAACAAGCUGCACUUGAUUAAUGUGUUUUACUUAUUUCGAACGCGAAUGACAAUUGUCAUUAAAUCUUUAGGUCAUCUUCUUUGCUAGUUAGAAGAUUGAAAUUGUUAAAGCGAUGAGCUGGUUAGAGAGGAUAGGAUUGGGAUGAUUUGGAAAUGAAAGAGGGAUUGAACUUGAUUUGGCUAAAGGCACAAGCUGGGAUUCGAUUUAUGUUAAAUUUUAUAUGCAUUUACUUGGCUUUCUUUCGUCCUUUUUCUUCA